CAUACCACUGUGUGUAAUCCUGGAGUCUGUCUCUGCGAUGCCGCCCCAGUGCUCCAGGGUACUUGUUUCACUUCCUAAACUUAACCUUACUCUGCCCUGAGAAAUUGUUUCUUUUUUCUGUGGUGGGUGUUGUUUUGAGACAGGUUUUUGCUAUAAAGCUCUGGCUAGCCUGGUACUAGAGAUGUAACUCUCGUUGGCCUUGAACUUGUGACAGUCCUUCUGCCCCAGUCUCUUAAGUGUUAGGAUUGCAGGAGUAUGCAGUGUGGGGCUUUACACAUGGCAGGCAAAUCCUCUAACACUGAGCUAUGUAUCUAGCUUAUGGUUUCUUAGGAUUGAAAAAAAAAAACAAAAAAAAAAAAACAUGGCGCUACACAGCACUGUGCUGUAUUGUCGCCCCUAUAUUGACAAAUUGAUAUAUUUCCUCUUGCUUCUCUUGGGUCCCUGGUUAAACUCCCCGUAUUCUCGUCUAAAAAAACAAGUCUUUCUUAUCUAAGAUUCCUGAACUUUAUGAUGGCGUAGUGGCACAGACUUUUAAUAACAUCACUUGGGGGCGGGGCAGAGUCAGGUGAAUCUCAAGUGAGUUCAAGGUCAGCCAGGUCUAUGUAGUGAGUUCCAGGACUAUGUAGAAAGACCCCGUGUCUUUAAAAAAAAAAAAAAAAAAAAUUAGAUCCCUGAACUUCUGGUACGUCUCAUGACUGUAUCGUUGGUGCUGUCCCAGGAGUGACUCCACACAAAAUUGUAGGCCUCUCCCAGCUCAGCUCCCACGUGUUGCUGUCUGUUAACCCACCUCAGGUGACAGCUGGCGAAUAUCUUUCCUGGGAUCCGAAUUCUGAAGGUGUCCAGACCAUCAGUGGGGGUGGCACAUCUUGGUCCUAGUGUGAGAUCGGGGACUCCAGCAGUCAGAGGAGGAAGAAAUGCUGGAAGCCUUUUCCAGACAAGAUUCCUCCUUUGGCUGCAUCUCUUCAGUUCUGUUCAGGGGUCUCAGGUUCAUGAAUUCAGCCAGUGGGUGGAUAAACCCUCCUCUCCUAGACGCACACUUCUGUCUGUGAUAUGUACAUUAGCCCAGUCUGUCUUCAGAAAGGCUUCUACUGACCCUGCUCCCACCAACUGAUAACUCAUCUCCUCCUUCCUUUCAGCGGCGCACUGAAAAGCUCAUGCACUUCAGAGGCAGCCGUGUUCACUUCCUAAUCUAGCACCAUAGCUUAAUACCUUAAGUGAAUUGCAUAGUUUCUCUCUAAGCCUAAAGUCUUCCGGGGACAUGGGAUCGAGGUUUAUUCUUGGAGAGUUAGGGAAAUGUUUGACACUGUGGGGCAUUAUUGUGAGUACUUAAUAAAAAUGGCCCCUUUUUUCUGCUCAUCACACUCCCCCAAAACAAAAGCCCUGGUUUGUGAAAGUUACCAGGUACAGGAAAUUUAAGAGUUCCAGCAAGCUUUCUGUUACUUUUGGAAACACUAAGCCUCUUAUCACUCACUACUUACUCCUUGGCUCCCUACCCAACUCCAUUCAUUCUCUCUACUCCUGGGUUUUGAGCUUUGUUUUUCUACAGCUUCAGUGGCCCAUACUCACAGUUCCUUUCUUAGACUAAGAAGUUCUUCUAGAGGACUUUCUUUCCCAUCGAUCAGGGGAUGGGAAUCAAGGGAGAGGUGGACUGAAAGGAGAAGGGCUUGCAGGGGGACCCUGAAAUAAAAAAUUUCGAAGGUUUCCCUUACAGGAAUGUGGAAUGGCCACUAAGAUAACACUAGACCAAUAUUCUUUUUAGAGGACAAAAGGAGUUGAGUGAAAGCAGGGAGGCCGAUGAACCGAGCUUGGUGGGCGGUGGUUUGGGGGGAGAGGUAACGGGGAAAGAAGGAAGACUUGGGGCUGUAAAGAAAAUGGGGAGAGCUCCAUCUUGGGAUCUGCAGCAAGCGCAGUGAGAGCUGAGAGAAGGGGAGUGGGUGUAGGAAAUGUGUGACAAGGGUGUAGGGUAGCACACCUGGAAAGAUGGGAAAUGAAAAGGUGUGGGUGGACUCGCUUCCCCCUUCUGAGUGGUCCUGGGGCGGGCCCUUGUUCCACUCUAGAAUGUCCCUAGAGUUCCCCGGGGGGCUGCGGGACGGGAGGAGCCAGGACGGCGGGCGGGGCCCCGCGAGCUGCUCUGCCUCCGCCUUCGCCUCCACCUCCCGGCGGCGUCCUGAGCGCUCCCGUCGCUGGGCUCCCCUCCCUUCCGCGCUCUUGCAGGAGGGCGGAGCCGGGCCCGCUCCAUUGUGGAGAGGAGGGGAGAAGCGCGCGGGAGCAGAGGCUGGGUCCUGGCGCCAGGGUUUCGCUUCUGGCCGCGGCUGCAUCAGGCGGGCCCCGCAGCCGGGAUGCAGCUGGCGCCCGGGGCUGGCGGGCAGCGCAGCGGCUCCGGGGACAUGUGCGCUGGUUCAGACAGCCCGCGACCAUGAGCCUGACCGCCCGCGUCUCCUGCUCCAUGCUUAGCUGCUUCGGUGAGGAGGGCCCCCCCAGCCUGGAGUACAUCCAAGCCAAGGAUCUGUUCCCCCCCAAGGAACUUGUGAAGGAGGAGGAGAAUCUUCAGGUACCCUUCACAGUGCUACAGGGUGAGGGAGUGGAAUUCCUGGGCCGGGCAGCUGAUGCCCUCAUUGCCAUCUCCAACUACCGGCUGCAUAUCAAGUUCAAAGACUCUGUCAUCAACGUACCCCUCCGGAUGAUUGACAGUGUGGAAAGUCGUGAUAUGUUCCAGUUGCACAUUGCCUGCAAGGACUCCAAAGUGGUGAGGUGCCACUUCUCCACUUUCAAGCAGUGCCAAGAGUGGCUCUCAAGGCUAAGCCGGGCCACAGCAAGACCUGCCAAGCCCGAGGAUCUCUUUGCCUUUGCCUACCAUGCCUGGUGCCUGGGGCUGACCGAGGAGGAUCAGCAUACCCACCUGUGUCAGCCAGGAGAGCACAUCCGAUGCCGACAGGAGGCAGAGCUCAUGAGGAUGGGUUUUGAUCUGCAGAACGUCUGGAGGGUCUCGGAUAUCAACAGCAAUUACAAGCUAUGCCCUAGUUACCCCCAGAAGCUGCUGGUUCCUGUGUGGAUCACAGAUAAAGAGCUGGAGAACGUGGCUUCUUUCCGCUCCUGGAAACGCAUCCCUGUCGUGGUGUACAGACAUCUACGCAAUGGGGCUGCCAUUGCACGCUGCAGCCAGCCUGAGAUCAGCUGGUGGGGCUGGCGCAAUGCUGAUGAUGAAUACCUGGUCACGUCCAUUGCCAAAGCCUGCGCCUUAGACCCAGGGACAAGGGCCAGCGGGGGCUCCCUCAGCACUGGGACCACUGAUGCCACUGAGGCAUGUGACACUGAUUUCGAUUCUUCUCUGACUGCAUGCUCUGGGGUGGAGAGCACAGCAGCCCCUCAAAAGCUGCUGAUCCUGGAUGCACGGUCCUACACAGCAGCAGUGGCUAACCGGGCCAAGGGUGGAGGCUGUGAAUGUGAAGAGUACUACCCUAACUGUGAGGUCGUGUUUAUGGGAAUGGCCAACAUCCAUGCCAUCCGGAAUAGCUUCCAGUAUCUCCGGGCUGUGUGUAGCCAGAUGCCAGAUCCCAGCAACUGGUUGUCAGCACUGGAGAGUACCAAAUGGCUGCAACACUUGUCGGUGAUGCUAAAAGCGGCUGUGUUAGUAGCUAAUACAGUAGAUCGGGAAGGCCGGCCUGUGCUGGUGCACUGCUCUGAUGGCUGGGACCGUACACCACAGAUUGUAGCCCUGGCCAAAAUAUUACUGGAUCCAUAUUACAGGACCCUGGAGGGCUUCCAAGUGUUAGUGGAGUCUGAUUGGCUGGAUUUUGGGCACAAGUUUGGAGAUCGCUGUGGCCAUCAGGAAAAUGCAGAGGACCAAAAUGAACAGUGUCCUGUGUUCCUGCAGUGGCUCGAUUCUGUUCAUCAGCUGCUUAAGCAGUUCCCCUGCCUGUUCGAAUUCAAUGAAGCAUUUCUGGUAAAACUGGUGCAGCACACAUACUCCUGUCUCUACGGCACGUUCCUGGCCAACAACCCCUGUGAGCGAGAGAAGCGAAACAUCUAUAAGCGGACAUGCUCUGUGUGGGCACUCCUGCGAGCUGGCAACAAGAACUUUCAUAACUUCCUCUAUACACCUGGUUCAGACAUGGUCCUGCACCCCGUGUGUCACGUCCGGGCCCUGCACCUCUGGACAGCUGUUUAUCUCCCUGCAUCAUCUCCAUGCACACUUGGAGAGGAAAAUAUGGAUCUUUACCUUUCCCCAGUGGCUCAGAGCCAGGAAUUUACUGGCCGUUCUCUGGACAGGUUACCUAAAACCAGAUCCAUGGACGAUCUUCUUUCUGCCUGUGACACGAGCAGCCCCCUCACCCGUACAUCCAGUGACCCUAACCUCAAUAACCACUGUCAGGAGGUCAGAGUCAGCCUGGAGCCCUGGCACAGCAGUCCUGAAGGAGCAGAGACCGUCUGCAUAGAAUCUGGGGUAGGAGGCCCACAGCUGACUGUGGGAGACGUGGGCCUCUCUCCUCCCCUGCCCAGUAGCCAGAAAGACUACCUGAGCAAUAAACCUUUCAAGGGUCACAAAAGCUGUUCUCUCAGUUAUAAAUUGCUUAAUACUUCUGUGCCCUGGGAGAUGAAGAGCAACACCUCUGAGAUCAAAGUCCUGGAAGAGACUGAGGCGCUGGCCCCAGACCCUCCAGCCCAAGAGGAGCAGAGUAGGACUUGUGGUGGCAUAGGAAAACCACCUGAACAGUGUCCUGCAAAGGAACCUGUCAGUGCACUCUCUGAUGUUCCCAGCAAGUGUGGCGGAGCCUGUGGGCUUCCUGAUCCUCCCCAGGAUUCCCUUACAGGUUCUCCCAAACAGGUCCAUCUAGACUCUGUGCAGCCUGUGCCCACACGGUGUACUCCAGAUCACAGUCAGGGUAGCCUUUGCAAUCCACCGAGUGCUGCCAGCCAAACUCCUCAAGAGCCAAAUACUGACCUCUUCAGCCAAGAUACCCCUGGGUCUACAGCAACUAUCUCCCACCAGGAACAGCCUACUUCUGUGCCAGAUCUGAGCUACAAGAAGGAAGAUGCUGGCAGGAGAGGAAGCAAGAACGGGCAGUUGUUAGAAAAUCCUCGCUUUGGGAAAAUGCCAUUGGAGCUGGCCCGAAAGCCCAUUUCUCAGAGCCAGAUCAGUGAGUUCUCAUUUUUAGGGUCGAACUGGGACAGCUUCCAAGGGAUGGUGACUUCAUUCCCAAGUGGAGAGACCACUCCUCGGCGACUGCUUGCUUAUGGCUGUUGUAGCAAGAGGUCGAGCAAUAAGCAUAUUCGAGCUGCAGGGCCCUGCUCUGGGGGCCAGUGGGCUCAGAGAGAAGGCACGAAGUCACCUGUCUGUCCUAGUCAUUCCAGUGGACACUGUGCAGGCCCAGGAGGAAAGAACAGCCGUCUGUGGUUGUCCAGUCAUCCAAAGCAAGUCUCCAGCACAAAGCCUUCUCUUCUGAGCUGCCCUUCUCCAGUGCCUCCUCUCUACCUGGAUGACGAUGGACUCCCCUUUCCCACGGAUGUGAUCCAACAUAGGCUACGGCAGAUCGAAGCAGCGUACAAGCAAGAGGUAGAACAGCUACGGCGACAGGUUCGAGAGCUUCAGAUGAGGCUAGACAUCCGUCACUGCUGUGCCCCUCCAGCAGAGCCCCCCAUGGACUAUGAGGAUGACUUUACGUGUCUAAAGGAGUCAGAUGGCAGUGACACUGAAGACUUUGGCUCUGAUCACAGUGAAGACUGCCUUUCAGAAGCAAGCUGGGAACCCGUUGACAAGAAGGAAACUGAGGUGACUCGCUGGGUUCCAGACCAUAUGGCAUCACACUGCUAUAACUGUGACUGUGAGUUCUGGUUGGCCAAACGAAGACAUCAUUGCAGAAAUUGUGGGAACGUAUUUUGUGCUGGAUGCUGCCACCUUAAGCUGCCCAUUCCUGAUCAGCAACUCUAUGACCCAGUUCUCGUCUGUAACUCUUGUUACGAACACAUUCAAGUAUCUCGUGCCAGGGAACUCAUGAGCCAACACCUGAAGAAACCCAUUGCUACAGCUUCCAGUUGAAUGCCAGAGGAGAUGAUCUGUCCAUUUUUUAGCAGGUUUGAAGGGAGGAUCUGCUUCAGGUGUAGUCUGGAAGGUUCCUUGGUAUGGCUCAUGAACACAGAGCUCAAAGAUACCGUCUUGAGAAAUCCUCCUUGGUACCAUGUGACUGGAGCAGAGGAAUUUGAAUUUGGCAGGAGAUUUUCUACUGGAGAGACCCUCACUUUGGGGUAAUGGUUCUGAUCCAGACCCAGAGUAUGGAGGCUUCACACUGAGUUGGUGACUCCAGCGUCUAUCUCCUGGAGGUCACGAGAUGAUUCAUAAAUAUUGUCUGGUGCACAGUGCCCAAACAGCAAUAGAAAGGCAUACUUCUAACCAAACUCCAAGUGAUAAUGAGACCCGUCUCUCCUCCAUCUUGAAAAGAGCAGAUUAUAGUAUCUGAGAUAGGAACUCCCAUCCUGUUUGAGACGAACUCUAUUCUGUACCUCUGUGCUCUGUGUAUGUGCAUGAAGGCUCAGUCUCUUAGAGGCACUUCCUCUAGUUGCAUUAGUUCCGUCUUCUGUGGAGUUUGGUUCAAAGACUGGUUUGGCAAAUGGAGGUUUUGAUGUAUUUUCCACCUGGCUCACUGGCUAGCAUCAGCGAAUAUUCGGUUUUAGAGGGACAGUUCUAAGGAUUAAGACAUUUGGAAACAGGAAAACUCUGGUGAUAUUUAAUCUUGGCGAAAAUCAGUUAUUUGGAGCUGUGAAGGCUGUUGUCACUCUUACGCAGUAGCUGCUCUUGAGGUACGCACUGUGAAGAAUGAGAAAGGAAAAACAAAAUUAUCCUUGUGAAAUUCUGCUGACUGUGCCCUACCCUCUGCACCUGACUUUUCCUAGUUGUCCUGGUGCUAACAUGGGAGCUACACCUUGAUCCUCUCCUGGCAUGAAAAUCAAGGAUUCUGUUGUUCCACUGCCCACUUCCCCCAUGUUGUCUUUCCCUUGGCCGCUGCCUCCUCUGGGUCACACUGCUUCUUAUCCUGAACACUUGACACCUUGAGGGUAGAAUAUAGCAUUUGGUUUUUACCUCCUAGCAUAUGCUACUUGGUAUGUGAGGGUUUCAGUACAAAUGCUGCUGUCUAUUUUUGUGCACUUAACAAUGGAACCCAAACAGAAAGAAGAAAGCCUUGAUACCAAAACUGGGAGUGAUGAUGUGUCCAUUUGGACCAAACAUUUUGUUUUGUUUUAUUUUGAUUUUGUUUUCCAUCUUACUAUGUACCAGUGGCACUUAACCAAAAGAUACAGUAAUAUAGCCAUGUACUGUGGUUGGGACAGAUACAGUCUCCUUGGCUUAUAGUGAAAGCGUUAGGAUUUCCUUUCUAUGUUUUCCUUAAUUCAUUGAUGUAGAAAAGAUAAUUGCAUACUCUGUGUUAAAACUACAGCAGUUGUCUUUCUCACUGCUACUGUAAUGUUGCUUUCUAGAAAACAUUUUCAUUCCAAACUAACCAGAACCUACAUUUAGAAUAGGAAUUACUUAUCCUGACCUUUUCUUCAGUUCUGCAGUGAGGCAUCUGUGCUCCUUUUAUACUUGCCAUGGAUGUAACCUAAAAAGUUUUGGCAUAUUUAGGUCAGCCUAGCAGAUUUUUUUUUAUUCAUUUAAAUGGAGCUGAAUAAUGGAGAUUUUGUGUCUGAGAAAUUCCUAAGAUCAAUGAAAGAGUGACAAACUAUUUGUCUCUGAUACAUAAAAUUAUUUUAAGCAUUUUCUCAAUCAUUAAAAUUUACUGCCAGUCAUGAGUGGCUUUUUAAUUACCAAUUUUCAUUGCACUUCACUCUGUUUUCAGGGGGAUCGAUAACAUUUGGGGAGACUGUAUCUGUCUACUUUGUGUGACUGUUUUGAGGGACUGUCCCAUCAGUGAACAAACUGCAUGGCCUUGGAGAGAGACUCCGGGCUUCUAGCUCAGAUGUGUUCAUCCUUUCAGAGCUGUUGUGGGUGUAAGUGACAUGAUGUGGCCAAAAAUCCAAACUGUGCAGUCGCGUUGUGACAAACAUGCAAUGUGCUGUAAAAACUCAAUACAGUUUAAAUAAAAUCUCUAUAUUAGUG
Molecule: messenger RNA, 8089 nt
Organism: Psammomys obesus (fat sand rat)
Lineage: Eukaryota; Metazoa; Chordata; Mammalia; Rodentia; Muridae
Gene: Mtmr4
Product: myotubularin related protein 4
Exons: 18
Coding region: 2417-6037 (1206 amino acids)
Biological process (GO): dephosphorylation; regulation of autophagy
Molecular function (GO): metal ion binding; protein phosphatase binding; phosphatidylinositol-3,5-bisphosphate 3-phosphatase activity
Source: RefSeq, a predicted model, not a curated record